Daldinia childiae is the source of this 1782-nucleotide messenger RNA. Its product is annotated as L-sorbose 1-dehydrogenase. Gene Ontology annotation, molecular function: flavin adenine dinucleotide binding; oxidoreductase activity, acting on CH-OH group of donors. NCBI's taxonomy places the organism in Eukaryota, Fungi, Ascomycota, Sordariomycetes, Xylariales, Hypoxylaceae. Bases 1 to 1782 code for a protein of 593 amino acids. The transcript has 2 exons. The record is from RefSeq and is a predicted model, not a curated record.
AUGGCUUCCAGCAGCUACGACUAUAUUAUUGUUGGGGGAGGCCUAGCUGGCCUUGUCCUCGCUGCACGUCUUUCUGAGGAUCCUAACACCAGUGUGCUUGUGAUUGAGGCUGGUGAGGAUAUAAGGGACGACCCCAGAGUGAAAAUUCCUUCUAUGUGGUCAAAAUUGAUUGGCUCCGGAACAUCGUGGAACUUCAAGACAGCCCCUCAGGAGGGACUUGGCGGUCGUGAAAUCAACUUUCCUCAAGGACGCCUUGUUGGCGGGUCAAGUGCUCUAAAUGGCCUUAUGUUCAUCGAGACGUCUAAAACAGAUGUUAAUUCAUGGGCGGACUUGGGCAACCCAGGAUGGGAAUGGUCGAACUUCUCCAAAGCUCUAAAGAGAGCAUAUAGUGCGGUUCUUCCGUCUAAAGAGAUAAAGGGGGAUGGCCCGCUUCAAUUAGCAUUUCCUGAUGAAGAUAAUGGAUGGCCACAAGUUUGGAGAGACACUCUAAGUGCGCUGGGAUUCCCGACGGCCAAUUAUCCCUUUUCCGACCAGAUAUAUGGUGGUGUUACGAUUCCUGAUUCCAUAUGCAGUUCUACGAAGCAAAGGAGCUUUUCUGGGAACGCAUACUUUGAGCCAGCAGUAAAUCGGCCGAACUUAACUCUGUGGUCCAGUACCUUAGUAGAAAAGAUUCUUUUCGAUAAAGGUGACAGAGUAAUCGCAACUGGAAUUCAGUAUAAUAAAGGAGGGAAAUCAGAGAACGUGACCGCGCGCAAGGAAAUAUUGGUUACGGCUGGAGCUAUCAAUUCGCCCAAGCUACUCGAACUUUCAGGCGUGGGCGAUAAAGCCUUACUAGAGUCACUUGGCAUCAACGUUGUUAUCAACAACCCAUGCGUUGGCGAAAACCUACAAAAUCAUCCCAUGUGUUACGUUAACUUUCAGGUUCUAGACGAAGAGGGCUUCGAGACAGUGGACAAGCUUGUACAGGGAGACCCAGAUGCCCUUCAAGCAGCUAUCGAAGCCUACUCUAACCACACUGGGCCUUUGUCUAGAAGUGGUCCUAAUCACGCCGCAUAUCUUCCGUUCCCUGACAUCAAAACUGAAAGCGGAGCACAAGCUGUUUCGAAAAUCCUGGAGACGCUAGGCUCGGAGACUCAUACAGGCAAGGUACCAGAGGCUUUUACAAAAAAGCACGGAUCAUUCGUGCGCUCUGUGCUACUUUCACAAACACAGGCCUCUUGCACUUAUCUUUCCAUACACGGCUUUGGUAGAACCAAUCCUGAUGGAUCAAGGACAUCCAUACCUCAAUCCCAGGACGGAGAAAAGUAUUUCACGAUCGCUCUGCUCCUCGAUCAUCCACUCUCGCGGGGCUCAGUCCAUAUCGAAUCCGCAUCCAGUUCGACAUCUCCCGUUACUGAUCCUAAGUACCUUACGCAUCCUCUGGAUCUGGAGGUUCUAGCACACCAUCUACGGUUAAUAGAGUCUUUGGUCUCUACAGAGCCACUAGCCAAGCACAUCAAGCCAGAUGGUAAACGCAACCCGGCUUUCUCACUUGAUGAUCUGGAUAAUGCGCGCAGAUACGCUCGUGACACCGCUGUGGGAGCUAUCCACUUUACUGGUACUUGCUCCAUGAUGCCGCGCGAUAUGGGUGGUGUUGUUAGUCCCGAAUUACGUGUUUACGGUUGUUCUAACCUACGCGUCUGUGAUGCCAGUGUUAUCCCUAUAGUACCUCACGCAGGUACGCAGGCAGCGGUGUAUGGAGUUGCGGAAAUGGCUGCGGAUAUUAUCAAGUCUGGUCGCUGA